Molecule: messenger RNA, 1783 nt
Organism: Scomber japonicus (chub mackerel)
Lineage: Eukaryota; Metazoa; Chordata; Actinopteri; Scombriformes; Scombridae
Gene: utp3
Product: UTP3 small subunit processome component
Exons: 16
Coding region: 187-1590 (467 amino acids)
Biological process (GO): maturation of SSU-rRNA from tricistronic rRNA transcript (SSU-rRNA, 5.8S rRNA, LSU-rRNA)
Cellular component (GO): small-subunit processome; nucleolus
Source: RefSeq, a predicted model, not a curated record
ACACAUGGCAACCAGUUGGAGAUGUGUUUAACCGUGUAGAAAAGUAGUAUCUGGAUAUUUACUGUUUCAGUCGCCAGAUAUAAGUCUGUAACACUGUCGCUGUAAUAUCUGUCGUGAUUUGGUCAUCAAUGCAUCGACCUGUUUAAUCUGCUAACGUCUGUAAAGCGACUUUAACUCACUUCAAUCAUGGUUCGAGCUAAAAGGGGUAAACAAAUCCAGAGGCCUAAAAGGUCAGAGCGAUACGAUGAAGAUGAUGAAGAAGCCUACAAGAACAUGCCUGUCCCUGAUAAGAAAUCUUCAAAGUACACAAAGGACAAAAUUGAUCAGUUUCACGAUGAGAAGAUUGCAAAACUUCUUGCCAGUGGAGUUCAAAUGGAGAGCGAUCCGGAGGAACUGGACGAUGAGGAGGAAGUGAUGCCCCUGGAUGAUUCUGAGUCUGAAGAGGAGGAGGAAGCAGACAUGGAGAGUGAUCUAGAGGGGCAAAAAGAUGAAGAGCUUCCUAAUGAAAUGGCAUGGGGCACCAAGAAGAGGAUGUUCUAUGAUUCUGAUUAUGUGACCAGCAAGGGGAAAUCAAAAGAAGACCUGGAAGCAGAGGAACAAGAAGAGGAAGAAGAGGCAAAAAAUAUCCAAAAACGUUUAGCUGAAAAUCUGAGCGAGGAGGAUUACGAUUUAAACUUUUUUCAGGACCUUGCUGUGGAGAAGAAAGAUGAAGAGAAGACUGCAAAAAAAGAGGAGAGGAUUGUGAAAGACCUGAAGGAGAUGUCCCAGAAAGAAAAACUGAAACUUCUGAAGAAGGAAUCACCAGAGCUGCUUGAACUCAUUCAGGACUUCAAGACAAAGCUUGCAGAAAUGAAGAAUGAGCUGCAGCCCCUUGUACAGAUGGUAAAGGAUGGAAAGAUCCCACCAGGAAAGGGUGCUGACUACCUCAAGACAAAACAGCAACUUUAUCUCAAUUACUGCACAAACAUCAGCUUCUACUUGGUUCUGAAAGCAAAACGAGUCCCUGUUCACAAUCAUCCCGUGAUUGAAAGACUGCUCACCUACAGAAAUCUCAUCAAUGAACUGGGUGCAGUAGACGCCCGGCUUGCACCACAGUUUAGGAAGCUACUAGCUGGCGAGGGUAAAGAUAAGGCCACCAGCAGACCAGCAGAGGGCAAGAAGGUCGGGGUCUCCAGUAAGAAGAACAUGGAUUCUGGUGAAACGGUACCUGAGAUUGAGGAGGAUUCAGACUCUGACCUGGAUGAGGAGGCAGCCUUGCAGUUCUACAGAGGAGUGGAGGAGAGGUUGAAACUGAAGAGGAAGACCAACGACCCAGCCGCUGAAGGGUUGGAGGAGCAUGAAGAUGAGGAGGAAGAGUUUGAUCCAGACGCUAAGAGAGGCAUUACUUACCAGAUGGCUAAGAACAAGGGUCUCACACCAAAGAGGAAGAAAAUUGACCGUAAUCCCAGAGUCAAGCACAGAGAGAAGUUCAGACGUGCCAAGAUCCGCAGAAAGGGACAGGUCCGUGACGUUCGGCGGGAGGACAAGAGAUACAGCGGUGAGCUGUCUGGUAUUCGUGCUGGAGUCAAGAAGAGCGUCAAACUUAAGUAACCCAGAGAGAAUUCAAAAUAUGAGAAUAUGUGAAGCUUUUACAGUGAGAGAAAACCAAUGGACUACAUUUAUCAGUGUUUAUUAUACAGGUGACCAUUGUUGUAUAAGAAUGUCAUUGAAUUAUUGAACUGUCAUGUUUGUAUCGGGACACUGAAAAGUUGCAGAAAAUGAAUGAAUAAACAUUUACAGAAAC